Lacerta agilis (Sand lizard) is the source of this 2947-nucleotide messenger RNA. RefSeq names its product serine carboxypeptidase 1 (gene SCPEP1). The record is from RefSeq and is a predicted model, not a curated record. Gene Ontology annotation, molecular function: serine-type carboxypeptidase activity. The transcript has 13 exons. Gene Ontology annotation, biological process: proteolysis. NCBI's taxonomy places the organism in Eukaryota, Metazoa, Chordata, Lepidosauria, Squamata, Lacertidae. Bases 75 to 1415 code for a protein of 446 amino acids.
CUCUCGCAGAAACAGCUGACAAGCAGACAGAGUCAUAUGACCGCUAGCCAGGAAAUCGCGGGGCGAGAGUAAAGAUGUUGCUGAAACUGCCGCAAGCGAUCGCGCUGUUUUCUCUGGCCACUUUGGGCUCAGCUGUGUAUUUAGAGGAACCCAAAGAACCGAAGCAGGCAUGGGGGUAUGUCACUGUCAGGCCCAACGCCAGCAUGUUCUGGUGGCUGUACUAUGCCGACAGCCCUGCAAAGAAUUUCACCCAGUUCCCUCUGAUCAUGUGGCUUCAGGGUGGCCCUGGGGCUUCAGGCACAGGAUUCGGAAACUUUGAAGAGAUUGGCCCUUUAGAUAGUGAUCUAAAGCCAAGAAAGACAACUUGGCUGCAGACGGCAAGCUUGCUGUUUGUCGAUAACCCCGUUGGCACUGGAUUCAGCUAUGUGAACGAUACUCUUGCGUACGCCACAAAUCUCUGCACAGUCUCCACGGACCUGAUGGUGGUUCUCAGAGAAUUCUUCAAGUCUAAGCCAGAAUUCCAGAAAGUCCCUUUCUACAUCUUUUCAGAAUCCUACGGAGGCAAAAUGGCUGCUGGCGUUGCUUUGGAACUGCAUAAGGCUAUUCAAGCUGGGACCAUAAAGUGCAAUUUUCUUGGUGUAGCACUUGGCGAUUCGUGGAUUUCUCCUCUAGACUCUGUGAUUUCCUGGGGACCUUACCUUUACAGCACUUCUUACCUUGACGAUAAAGGUUUGAAACAAGUCACUACGGCUGCCAAAAAGGUCCUUGAUGCUAUGAAUAAAAGGCAAUUCAAGCUGGCUACAUUGCUUUGGAGUAAGGCCGAAGAUACCAUAGAGGAGUACACGAAUGGUGUGAAUUUCUAUAACAUUCUGACUCAGGAUACGACUUCAUCUACAGCUGCUGCAUCCAUUGCAAGUGAAACAGUCCCUGUGUUGAAACUCUUCCAGCGUCAUGUACAACAUCAAAGUAAGGACAAGCUGAGUGAUUUGAUGAACGGGCCCAUCAGGAAGAAGCUGAAAAUAAUUCCAGACCAUGUCAAAUGGGGAGGCCAGUCAAAAGACGUGUUUGCGAAUAUGGCUGAAGACUUCAUGAAGAAUGCAAUAGAUAUCGUAGACGACUUGCUUGCAGCCAAGGUCAAUGUCACUGUCUACAAUGGGCAGUUGGAUCUCAUCGUUUCUACCAUAGGCCAGGAAGCGUGGCUGCGGAAACUGAAGUGGCCCAUGCUGAAAAGGUUUAAUGCGCAAAGAUGGAAGCCUUUAUAUGUAGGCUCAGAAUCCGCAGCGACGGCCGCUUUCCAUAAGUCCUAUGAAAACCUGGACUUUUUCUGGAUUCUGAAGGCUGGGCACAUGGUACCAGCCGACCAAGGAGAUAUGGCACUGAAAAUGCUCAAGAUGGUGACCCGCCAAUGCCACUAACAGAACUGGGGCCAGCUGGCUUGGCUUUCCCACAAGAGCGCAUCAUGCUGUUGGAAUGUUCUCAUUGCACAUCGAACCCUCCUUGCGGGACAGUAGCUCUUCAGCGAGGUUGAGUCCUUUCCCUAUAUGGUACGCUAUGCAAGGCGCUUUUUUUUUUUUUUAAAGGCGAUGCCGAGCAUUGCCUUUCGCACUCCUUUAAAACCACAGCCUCUGCCUCCGCAGUACCCACACUGACCUUCGGUACGAUAAAGUAAUUCACCGAAGAUCUGCUUUCCGCACUGUUGCCCCCCCCCCCUUAAAACAGGUAAGAGCUUAGGACCAGCUGAGGUUUGCCGAGCCCCCGGAGGACGAGCGAAAAGCAGAGGCCCUGUUGGACGAGCCCUUCUAUUAUUAAACCACAGCGUUUGCUGUAAAUGGCUCGGGGCAACCUUGUAUGUAGAAAACACAAAACAAGGCUACAAAAUACACUGAUUUAGGAGCAACUUUGUCGUCGGACUUGGUGGGGCUGUUUGGCUGACCCCGGAGACAAAAGGGCAUGUGACACCGAACUGCACAGGCUCUUAAAAUGUGUGGGGUGGGGAUGGGAAGAUGCAAAUUAUGAUAGGAAAAUUUUAUUACAUCUAAUUUUAAGGUGACUAUUUUUUAAAUAUAUAUAUACACGCAUUCAGAAAAGCACUGUUACACCGGCGCAGGCAGUCUGGGCUUGCAGCCAGAGCUUUAAACUCCCAAAGAUACCAUUCUUCCUUUUGCAACCUCCUGAAGCUUGAUCUACGGCGCAGGGGUCUGAAACACGGCUGUGGGGCCACAGCAAUUGCAGCAUGCAGGGGGUGAACAUUCUGCACCCCUGUUUUUCACUGUUGAUGUGAUUGAGGCUACAGUCUUGGGCAGAGGAACCAGCAGUGGCAGGGGACUAGCAGGGAACGGGGCAAUGCUUAACCCUUGCACCCCUGCCCAGUUUCCCCACUUCAACUUGACCCCAGUGGAAACGAUCUGAGCAGUAACUCAACCUUGUUUAAAAACCCAGCACGACAUUGUAAUGGGUUGUGGGGUUUCCCCCCCCCCCCGUAGGUAUUCUUUCCUGUGCUUCACGUUUUCUUGUUAAAUUGGGCAGCUGGCAGUAAGGGCAGCUGUUGCCACCUUAAUGAGGACUAGUUGCUAGGCUUUUUUGGUUUUUGCUGUUUACAAUCCCUCCUUGAAUGAAAUGAGGCCCUCAGCCAGAAACUCCCAUGGUGGGUAUGCAGAUCUCUUGACCUUUGUUGCUCCGUGAAAGAUGAAGGAAAAAGGUCUUGCCGGAUGCUGCUUUGCGUUAUCCUCUCCUGGCUGUCCCCACCGCCGCUGCCCCCCCAGUUCAGAAGUUGAUAUAGCAGCAUCCCAAGAUCAAAUUGCAAUACAUCUCUCGAACAUUUGUUCAGCAGGAGAGCGCUGUGUCUUGUUCAAAUAUGCCGGAUGUUGGAAAUGGAAACCACGUUGCUUACUUACGUAAUGCAUGUCUUUCUGAUGACUCUGAAUAAAUAAUAAAUGGAUGGAAGCCA